Messenger RNA from Gymnodraco acuticeps, 3198 nucleotides. It is a transcript of the gene tmem178bb, whose product is annotated as transmembrane protein 178B. Bases 396 to 1280 code for a protein of 294 amino acids. The transcript has 5 exons. Gene Ontology annotation, cellular component: membrane. Lineage: Eukaryota; Metazoa; Chordata; Actinopteri; Perciformes; Bathydraconidae. The record is from RefSeq and is a predicted model, not a curated record.
ACAGCUGGCCGUUGAUUGGUCCACGGACAGGCCGUCAUCCUAUCAGACGUGCUGGGGAUGCUGACUGAUCCCUCUCCCCUCUCCUGCUGAUGGACUGCGGUCUGCAUGGGCUCAAUUUGGAUAGACCAGACGGAUGGAUGCUGAAGAUGAGAUGAGAUAAGCGUCCUCUGUCUCCGCCGAGCUGCUGCAAAGCCACGCAGGAAGAGACGUUGUCACCGCGAAGCCCACACCACCGGAAUAAGAGGAAUAAACUGUGUCUGUCAGUCAAUGAGGUUUGCCUUCUCUUUCCACACCUCGAUCAUGGUCCUGCUCUCCAGAGGUGAUGUGAGCUGAAGUCGCGGGGAAGCCGCAGAGGAGCUGUCCGUCUGUCGAGGUGCUGAUGCGGCUGUGACAGCAUGGCUGCCGGGAAGUUGCUGCUCUACGCCGGGCUCUCUCUUUCUCUCUGCGCCCUGGGCAUGCUGGCUGUGGCGAUGUGCUCCGACCACUGGUACGAGACCGACGCCAGGAGAUACAGGGAGCGGUGCCGAAGUUUUUCCAGCCGCCGCAAGGACCCGGGCUUCAUCUACAUCCCCAACAACAGCCUGCCUCUGCGGGCCAGCCGGAGCAGCCUGCCCCGCUGGGAGGAGAAGCUGCUGCUGGCCCGGAACCGGCGGCAGCUGUUCGCCAUGAGCGCCGCGGAUGAGUGCAGCAGGCAGUAUAACUCUACAAACAUGGGGCUGUGGAGGAAAUGCCAUCGAGUGGGCUUCGACCAAGAAAUCGAAGACCAGAUCCGGAAAGGUUCCAUUACAAGGUGCACCUACAUCAAGUAUCACUACUCCUCGGCUACGAUACCUAAAAACAUCUCCCCCAACAUCUCCAAGACAAUAAGGCAGGACGAGUGGCACUCCCUCCACUUGCGGCGGAUGACGGCAGGUUUCAUGGGCAUGGCGGUGGCCAUCAUCCUGUUCGGCUGGACCAUCGGAGUGCUGGGCUGCUGCUGGGAUAGAGGCCUCAUGCAGUAUGUGGCCGGCCUCCUCUUCCUCAUGGGGGGAACGUUCUGCAUCAUCUCCCUCUGCACCUGCGUUGCCGGCAUCAACUUCGAGCUCUCCCGUUACCCAAGGUACCUUUACGGCCUGCCUGAUGACAUCGGCCACGGCUACGGCUGGUCCAUGUUCUGCGCCUGGGGGGGUCUCGGCCUCACCCUCAUCGCUGGCUUCUUCUGCACCCUGGCUCCUUCUGUCCAGCCCAUUCCCCGAUCCACCUGCCCCAAAUCCAGACAGGAGAACGGCACCGUCUGCUAAAGCUGACAGCGUUUUCGACGCCGAUAACAAACAGAGAAACUGUUCCACAUCUUCAUCCUUCCACUCAUCUCCAGUCUUUCCUGGUUACAGAUUUCUUUUUUUAUUUGUGUGUGUGUGUGUGUGUGUGUGUGUGUUGGGUGUCUUGAUGAUUUUGAAAUUAACAGAAAAAACACUGAAGAACUAAAGAAAUAUUAUCAAAAAUGUGAAGUUGUGCUUGUUUUGUUGUUGUGGAGCAGACACCGAAAUGGACCUUGACCAAGAAAAAGGUUUCGAAGGGAGAUAUGUGGAGACAAUGAAGGACUACAUUUUGGAUUGGUGAUACCAAGAGGGGCUUUCGACCCCUGAAGGUGACGGACAUUAGUGUUGAAUCUGGGAACAGCUUCUAUAAACUGGCCUACUGUGAGUGUGGAGAACUCAAUAACUCAACAGUAUUGGACGAAACAGUUUAAAUUGUUAAGAUCAAGUUUCUGUUGGAUUUCUUGGAGCCUCCUUUGGGAUAAUUCACAAGGGAAUGGACCAGACUUGAAACUAUUUGACUUGCUUGGAUCAUGUUAAGUGGCCAUCUGUUCGAGUAUCUAUGGUCCCUAAAAUUGGGACAUGCGAGCAGCGAGGAGACCCAGGACUUCCACUGUUGUACAGAAUAUUCUAGAGACAACCAGGAACCGUCAUGUUGGACCAUUUUCAUUCCCGUGUAGGUGCAUUUCAUUCUGUCUGAUGACCCCAUCUGCCAUUUAGCAUUUUAUACAUGCAUUCCUCUUUUAUUCGACGUGUAUUAUCCUUUUUAUCGAGCUCUCCAUGUUGUGAACGAACUGAGUGUACGUUCGGAGCAAAUGUUUUUCCAUCGUAGUCAUAGAGUGAUCUGUGUGUAUGAGUGUGUGUGUGUGUGUGUGUAUGUGUGGGGAGGGGGUUUGUUUUGCAGUCUCUACAGAGGAAAGUUGUAAAAAAAUGAUCAUAGUGACAAAGUGGAGCCCUGCCUUGGGGAUGUAUAAAGGCAGGAGCUUUGAAGAACAGAACGGCACAAUGGAGAGAUGUAGUAUCCUGUUAAACCCAACUGACUUCUGCCUUGUCAUCUUUUUCGGGAGAUUCCCAGCACACAUGGCAGAUCAAGAAGAGUUUGUUUUAAAAGGGAGAAGCAUAUUCCACUCUCUGCUGCCCUGAGCAACUGUGGCAGGCUCGAGUAAUCGCAUCCGACGACGCUCCGCCUUUACUUCCUGGGAAUGUGUGAAGCUCUGCUGUUUCUCUGAGUGUCUUUAUUUUUCAGUAUCAAAGUCCAGGGUUAAAAGUGUUCACCUUACCCAGCGAAUACAUUACAUUACAUUACAUUACAUUACAUUACAUUAAGCUGACGCUUUUGUCCAAAGCAACUUACAAUAAGUACAUUCGACCAGGAAGACACAACCUUGAAGAAAACAGAAUCAUAUAAGUACAUCAGGUUUACAGAAUACAUCUAGACUGAGUAAGAAAGUGUUCUGUAUUAGCAAGAUUCUUCAAGGCCUCAGCCCCCAAUCACAAGUCAGAAAUCAGAGUACACACUAACAUGGGCUUGAAUAUUUGUAUGUACAUUAGGGAUGAUGAUGAUGAUAAUAAUCAAAUUCUCACCAGGACCAACUGGUUUAGAUACGGGCAUCCAGUCAUUAGAACUAUACAAUACAGAAAGCAGUCAAUGGGAUCCUCCAAUGGAACUAUCGACUAAAAAGACAGUAGAGCUAACCCAAAAACAAAACUUCGAUUUAUUUUUUUGUUUUGCUUUUAGAAUUCAACAUUAACCAUGUGUUUAUAACAGUGACAGCUUUCACUAUACUUUUUCAGCUUGUGGGUUCGUAACAACUGGAGGUGGCCAUGAUGUGGGUUGAUAAAAUGCGAAACGGUUGUUUACGGAAAAUAAUGCGUCAACAUGUGUCACUAACCCUAACCCUAA